AGACGGUUGCGUGAAUGCGUCCAACUUCUCGAAGACUACCAAAAAGGCAUAGCCAAAGCCUCUGAUCAGGAACUAUGGCGAGCUCAAAAGGUCAAACAAGCAAUACUGCAUCCGGACACUGGCGAAAAGGUUCUGCCACCUUUCAGGAUGAGUGGAUUCGUACCAUUCGGGUGGAUAACGGUGACAGGGAUGUUACUGCCCAACCCUUCUUGGCCAACACUCCUGUUUUGGCAAUGGAUGAAUCAGUCUCACAAUGCUUGUGUUAACUACGCUAACAGAAACGCUACACAGCCACAACCGCUUUCCACUUAUCUAGGAGCCUAUGGAGCUGCAGUCACAGCAGCUUGUUCCAUUUCAGCAGGUCUUACCUAUCUGGUAAAAAAGUCAAAAACUAUGCCUCCCACUACUCGAAUGAUCGUUCAGGUAAGAGCACGGUGGUAG
Messenger RNA from Haemonchus placei, 441 nucleotides. Lineage: Eukaryota; Metazoa; Nematoda; Chromadorea; Rhabditida; Trichostrongylidae. The record is from the annotation of a GenBank genome assembly.